Messenger RNA from Paramuricea clavata, 1513 nucleotides. The record is from the annotation of a GenBank genome assembly. NCBI's taxonomy places the organism in Eukaryota, Metazoa, Cnidaria, Anthozoa, Malacalcyonacea, Plexauridae.
AUGGUUAAAGAAAAUCCAGUCAAUUCAAUUAUAAACGACUACAAAUCACUUAAGGAAGUCUAUACUAUACCGAAAAGUAUUUUGUGUAGUGAAUAUAAUGUUCCUGCCGACAUUGAAAUGCAAAUGUUUGGCGAUGACCAACGAGGCGGCUCAUUAGCAACGGAAAGCAAUAACAAACUGCCGAACUCAACAAAUGAUAAUAAAGAUAAUGACGGGAAUCUGAAUUAUGAAACCACUCCACUUAGCAUAAACGGCAACUCAAGCAUACAUGAAAUCUCAAUUGUUGAAACAAAUAAAGAAAGUUCCAAAGAAAAUUAUAAACCAUGGGACCAAUUAAUUGUUAGUAACUACCAACGCCAUGAUCAAAAUAGCCUGCAACAAACAAAUUUAAUUAGCCCUCAGAGUUUUGAUCAAGUGGAAGCAAACUGUGAUAGUAAUGCUCAACAAACAGAAUUCACAACAUAUGCAAAUGACAAUCUAUCCAAUUGCCUCGAGCAACGACAGAUCCCAUUAAUAACAAUAGCUGACCCUGUUUUUUGUCAUGCAAUAAAACCGAAUUCCAUAUCCCCAACACUUGUACGCAUCUAAGUUAAAUCUGCCCCUCAUCGAAUUUCCAAAAUCGAACAACUAUACAGAACAGAAAGAUCAACAUAAUAUGUCACAAGCCCCUUUUUGGCAAAGCACCCUGUCCCAUCCCACCCGUCACAGAGCCAAAGCAUUCUAUCCCACUCGAGUCAGUCCCCGAGUGAGAAGAAAACGUAUCGUGAACGAAAUCCACCUGAGAUCGAAAUCCACUACGAACGAAUGGAAAUGUCUCACCCGUCUCCGAGCCAAUCUCCAAGCGGGAACGGAACGUACUGUGAACGAAACCGACCUGAGAUUGAAACUUACCAUAAACGAAUGGAAAAGAUACCUACUAGAUAUGUUCGCCAAACAAUAGGGUAGCGACCAUUGUCGGUCAUCUAUGUAUACCUAACCCAAUACCCACUCCAACUAUCAGAGAACAGAACAAAAUUCCGGUGCAAAUGACACCUCGCAUAGGCUAUCAUGUGGGGAGACAAAAUUUUAUAAAUAUUCCAACCGCCACCCACCUCUACCAUCCAUUGGCCAAGUCAAAACCGUCCUAAAACACCUAAAUCCUAGGAAAGCCACUGGGUCGGAUAAUAUCCCUGCAUGGUGUCUUAAACGAUACGCAGAAGAAUUAGCACCAGUGGUCCACGAUAUUGUGGUUGCAAGCAUAGUUCAAUGCAAAUAUCCCACCUCAUACAAGCAUGCAAUCAUCAGUCCCAUACUAAAGAUCCGUCCACCCACGGACCUAGAUAGUGACUUCCGCCAAGUUUCCGUGCUACCACAACUAGCAAAAGUUAUCGAGAAGCUACAGCUCCAACUCUAUAUUCAGUUUCAAGAUCAAAACAAACUAGCAAGCUUUCACGAGCGGUCAUUCCACCGUGUCUGCCCUUACCUCCAUAUCCCAGAACUGGUUCGACUCAACGGACAACUCCUCAACCGGUAG